Molecule: messenger RNA, 851 nt
Organism: Carya illinoinensis
Lineage: Eukaryota; Viridiplantae; Streptophyta; Magnoliopsida; Fagales; Juglandaceae
Exons: 4
Coding region: 205-717 (170 amino acids)
Molecular function (GO): calcium ion binding
Source: RefSeq, a predicted model, not a curated record
UUUUGUGAUUUUGCUUUUGUUUUCUUCGAUUUUUUUCAUCAGCCGUUUUUUUGUCGCUUGUAGGUCACGAUUCAAACUGGAAAAUAGAGAAGUCUCCCUCUACAAGAAUUCUUUGUUCAUCGAGUGGAAGAAUUUCGGCGUUCGAGGCCAUCCGAUCCGAUCCGAUCCUCAAGCUGGCUAUAUAUCUUCUGUUGGUACAGCGCCAUGGGACAGGUCCUUGGCAGACUUCAAGGUAAGCUGUGGAGGCAAAAGAUAGUGAGGCAAAUAACCGAUAGGGUCUUCGAUCGUAUUAAGAAUGAUUCAGGAAGCGCUAAUUUGAAAUUCGAAGAUUUAUACAUCGCUGUCCUACUUGUGUUCAAUUUUUCAUGUGGUAGUGAUAUCAAUAAGCGUUUACCCGGACCGCAUUUUGAUCCACCCUCCAAAGAGCAUGUCAAAACUAUCAUUCAGAUCUGUGAUCUCAACCUUGAUGGAGAAAUUGAUCGUGAGGAAUUUGUGGGAUUUAUCCUACAGCUGACAACUGAGACACUCAUGGUUGUUAGUCAGGGACUGAUGCUCACUUUGGUUAUGGCACCUACAAUUGCAGUGGCCACAAAGAAUGCUACUGAGGGUGUCCCAGGAUUUGGAAAGAUGGUGAAGAAGUUGCCUAAUCCAGUUUAUGCAUCCCUAGUGACACUUGCAGUUAUGUUGUUUCAACAAUCAUGUCUGCACUCCAAAUAGAGUGUUAUUAAAUUUAAGCUGAAUUGAUCUAUAUUGGACAUGCAAGGAUCUGUAUUUAUUUUCAUGCUAUUUGUAGUUUGGAUUGUUUCAAGGAUUAUGGUCCAAAGAAUUUUAAUCUUGCUUUUGAAUUUUAA